Mycena indigotica is the source of this 990-nucleotide messenger RNA. Its product is annotated as rRNA adenine N(6)-methyltransferase. NCBI's taxonomy places the organism in Eukaryota, Fungi, Basidiomycota, Agaricomycetes, Agaricales, Mycenaceae. The transcript is spliced from 6 exons. Gene Ontology annotation, cellular component: mitochondrial matrix. The record is from RefSeq and is a predicted model, not a curated record. The coding region runs from base 13 to 990 and encodes 325 amino acids. Gene Ontology annotation, molecular function: rRNA (adenine-N6,N6-)-dimethyltransferase activity. Gene Ontology annotation, biological process: rRNA methylation.
UCGAAAACUACGAUGCCGCGAGCGACUUCGGACAAGUUUACUCGUGCCCACCAACCGUCAGCAAAAGCAUCUUCUACGAAAACCGCAUCUUCUUCAAAAGCGGAUUCUUCUGCUGGUGCCCGCAACCCGAUCUUCAAGACGGAACAGUUUGGACAGCAUAUUCUCAAAAAUCCACUUGUUGCACAAGGGAUCGUCGACAAAGCCGAUUUAAGAGCGACCGAUCAUGUACUGGAGGUUGGUCCUGGAACGGGAAACUUGACUGUUCGAAUAUUAGAGAAAGCGAAGCAUGUCACGGCUGUCGAAUUCGAUCCCCGGAUGGCUGCUGAACUAACAAAACGUGUCCAGGGAAAACCCGAAGCCAAUAAACUCUCUAUUACUAUUGGCGAUUUCGUCAAGGCCGACCUCCCAUUCUUCGAUGUCUGUAUUUCCAACACGCCCUACCAAAUAUCUUCCCCGCUUGUCUUUCGUCUGUUGUCCCAUCGGCCGCUGCCGAGGGUGUGCAUAUUGAUGUUCCAGCGCGAAUUUGCACUGCGUUUAGUUGCGCGCCCUGGGACAGAGCUGUGGUCUAGGUUAAGCGCUAACGUUCAACUCUAUGCCAAGGUGGAUCAUAUCAUGAACGUCUCGAAAAACAACUUUCGACCGCCACCGAACGUCGAAUCAUCAGUCGUGCGCAUUGUGCCACUAGACCCACCACCACCAAUAAAAUUCGACGAGUUCGAUGGUCUCACUCGUAUCUUGUUCAGUCGCAGGAAUAAGACCGUACACGGAAAUUUCGCGGCCAAGGGCGUAUUUGACAUGUUGGAGAAGAAUUGGAGGACGUGGUGCGCAGAGAGUGGCAAGAUGAUAGAAGACAACAUUACGAUGAAGGCGAGGGUUGAAGAAGUCCUUUCGCAAACUGGCUACAGUGAAAGUCGUGCGGCCAAGAUGGACAUUGAUGACUUGUUGAAGCUGCUAGCAGCAUUCCACGAGAUCGGAGUUCAUUUUGCCUAG